AUGCAUCAGAUGUCGGAGGUGAUGAAAAAUAUCAUGUCCGAUCAGGCAUCGGUCCAGAGGAAGAUACAGAAUAAUUUGGAUGGCCUCAGCAAGGCGAUGGAGAACUUGGGCAGACUCUUUUUCAGGCAAUCUUUUGCCGAACAGAGUUACAGGAGGGCCGAACAAAACCAGACACCAAAUCGUUUCGGAUAUCCGGGAAGAGCCGAUCACUUGGGGGCAAGUACAUCAGCUCCCCAAGGGGAAUCCAGACCACAAGGGGUUGCAUCUGAGGCCAACACACAUGAGUUAAAUGUGGGCGAACGUUCGGCCACAGAAGGAGGCGAGCCGAACAUAUAUGAUCAGGGGCAACUCUUGAACAUGUUGGAAAAGCUCAGAGUAGACUUCAAACUGAUGCCUCACCCUUCGGGGUACAAGGUUCUUGAAUUUAGCCUUUUCUAUAGAGAAGAGCAAGGACAAUCGACGGUCGAGCGUGUCGCCCGUUUCCCGGCCCAAUGUAGCGAAGCAGCAGCGCAUGACUUCAGAAAACUCAGGCUGUUUGCAAGUUCAUUAACGAAAAUGCCUUUCACCUGGUACUCAAGGUUAACGUCAAACUCGGUAGAGACCUGGAAGGAUUUGGAAAUCCUCUUCCACGAGGGGUUUUACAGGGCACCUCCUGAUGUCACCCUCGUCGAUUUUGCUCGUAUAUCGCAGCUACCAAGUGAAUCAGCAGAGAAAUACAUCGGCCGAUUCAGAAAUCUGAGAACAAGAUGUUCAACGAAGAUGUCUGAGGCCGAUUGCGUCCCAAUGGUGGUUAGAGGAAUGAGCUUCGCCAUGAGGGAGCACUUCGAAGGGCACCGAUUCCGUGACCUAUUUAAAUUGACGAAUAGGGUGACGAGCUAUGAAAGGCUUCUCCAGGAGAAAGAGCAGAGGCGAGGAGCCUCCAAAGGGACUUACUACAAGGAUCAGUUAGAUAUAGCAGUGAUUUUCGAACAGCGAGGAUAG
Mercurialis annua (annual mercury) is the source of this 981-nucleotide messenger RNA. RefSeq lists its product as uncharacterized. Lineage: Eukaryota; Viridiplantae; Streptophyta; Magnoliopsida; Malpighiales; Euphorbiaceae. The transcript has 3 exons. The record is from RefSeq and is a predicted model, not a curated record. Bases 1 to 981 code for a protein of 326 amino acids.